Molecule: messenger RNA, 1347 nt
Organism: Rhizophagus irregularis DAOM 181602=DAOM 197198
Lineage: Eukaryota; Fungi; Glomeromycota; Glomeromycetes; Glomerales; Glomeraceae
Product: Tubulin beta-4B chain
Biological process (GO): microtubule cytoskeleton organization; mitotic cell cycle
Cellular component (GO): cytoplasm; microtubule
Molecular function (GO): GTPase activity; GTP binding; structural constituent of cytoskeleton
Source: RefSeq, a predicted model, not a curated record
AUGAUGAGAGAAAUCGUCCACUUACAAACCGGCCAGUGCGGCAACCAAAUAGGUGCUAAAUUUUGGGAAGUUAUAUCAGAUGAGCAUGGUAUUGACUAUUCUGGAACCUAUACUGGCGACUCUGACCUUCAGUUAGAAAGAAUCUCCGUAUACUAUAAUGAGGCUACUGGUGGUAAAUAUGUACCACGUGCUGUUCUCGUUGACCUUGAGCCUGGUACCAUGGAUUCUGUUCGUGCUGGUCCUUUUGGACAACUUUUUCGCCCAGAUAAUUUUGUUUUUGGCCAAAGUGGCGCCGGUAACAAUUGGGCAAAAGGCCAUUACACCGAAGGCGCUGAACUUGUAGAUUCUGUAUUAGACGUUGUCCGUAAAGAAGCAGAAUCUUGUGACUGUUUACAAGGUUUCCAAAUUACUCAUUCUCUUGGUGGAGGUACUGGCGCUGGUAUGGGCACCUUGCUCAUCUCAAAAAUUCGCGAAGAAUAUCCAGACCGUAUGAUGUGCACAUUCUCAGUAGUUCCUUCACCAAAGGUAUCUGAUACUGUCGUUGAACCAUACAAUGCUACAUUGUCAGUACAUCAAUUGGUCGAAAAUUCUGAUGAAACCUUUUGUAUCGACAACGAGGCCUUGUAUGACAUUUGCUUCCGUACAUUGAAAUUGAGCACCCCAACUUAUGGUGAUCUCAAUCAUUUAGUAUCUGCUGUUAUGAGCGGCAUUACUACAUGUUUACGAUUCCCUGGUCAAUUGAAUGCUGAUUUGAGAAAACUAGCCGUAAAUAUGGUUCCUUUCCCACGUCUCCAUUUCUUCAUGGUCGGAUUUGCUCCAUUGACUUCCCGUGGGUCUCAAGGCUAUCGUUCCUUAAGUGUUCCAGAAUUAACCCAGCAAAUGUUUGAUGCCAAGAACAUGAUGGCUGCUUCAGAUCCUCGUCAUGGCCGUUAUUUGACUGUUGCUGCUAUGUUUAGAGGUCGGUGUUCAAUGAAGGAAGUAGAUGAUCAAAUGUUAUCUGUCCAAACAAAGAACAGUUCGUAUUUUGUUGAAUGGAUACCUAAUAAUGUUAAGACUGCCGUUUGUGACAUUCCACCAAAGGGUCUUAAGAUGUCAGUUACUUUCAUCGGCAAUUCAACAUCGAUUCAAGAACUCUUCAAACGCAUCAGUGAUCAGUUCACUGCUAUGUUUAGGCGUAAGGCUUUCUUGCAUUGGUACACAGGAGAGGGUAUGGACGAAAUGGAAUUUACUGAAGCCGAAUCUAAUAUGAAUGAUCUGGUAUCUGAAUACCAACAAUAUCAAGAAGCUACAAUUGAAGAAGAGGAUGGGGAAUAUGAAGAAGAUUUAGAUCAAGACGCUGAUGUCUAA